This is a messenger RNA of Vespa mandarinia (Asian giant hornet), 1622 nucleotides long. Its product is annotated as leukocyte elastase inhibitor. The record is from RefSeq and is a predicted model, not a curated record. NCBI's taxonomy places the organism in Eukaryota, Metazoa, Arthropoda, Insecta, Hymenoptera, Vespidae. Gene Ontology annotation, molecular function: serine-type endopeptidase inhibitor activity.
AUAUAAGGAUGUUAACUUUUCGAUUUUUAUUGUUAACAUUGCAUUAAUAGUAUAAAUAAUGCUAAAGUAGAUUAUAUAGAAAUGAAUUCAUAAAAGCUUCAUUAAUGAUUUAGAAAUUUGCCUUCUAUGUGUCCUACUUUCAUAACACGUUGAAAAUGCAUUUUUCUUUGAUAUUUCCAUCAUCGAUUAGUAUGAUAACAUCAAUGAAAUACAUUCACAUUGUGAAUCGAGACGUAUUACCUACGAGUGAGUAAUUGUGACUCAACUAUAACCUUAAUUUCAUAGAUUUCGUUGACAGCAUCGUUAAAAACAUAUUUCGUAACGAACUGCAGUAUUUCCUUUAUUUCUCCUUAUCCUGUUUGGAAUCACAAACCUAUCCUCAGAAGAGAUGUCUGUCCAGAAGGAAGAAAAUAUUUUGCAAAAAGUAGCAAAUUCUUGUUGCUUUUUUUCUAGUAAUUUUUACAAGGUAUUAUCAGAUGAAUUUGAUGGGAAUAUUAUAACAUCACCACUUAGUUUACAUACUAUAUUGUCUCUACUUCAUCAUGGAUCAAAAGGAGUAACAUCUAAUGAAUUACAAACUGUUCUUUAUCCAAGCAGCAUUGAUGUCUCCCACAAUGAAAUAAAAUCUUUAAUUUCUAUAUUAAAUGAUAUAAAAGAGGUAGAACUACAAGUAGCCAAUGCAAUAUAUAUGCAAGAUAAUUUUCAAAUACUCAGUGAAUUUACUACAGUGAGCAAAGAUGUUUUCAACUGUGGCCUAUCAAUAAUAAAUUUUAAAAAUAAAUUACAAGCAAUUAAUGAAAUUAAUACAUGGGUCAAGAAAGCAACAAGAGACAAAAUUUCUACUAUUCUUUCCAAUGAUGAUAUUGAUGAAGAUACAAAAGCUAUUUUGAUAAAUGCAGUUUAUUUUAAAGCUCGUUGGCUACAUAAAUUUGAUGAUAAGUUAAUUAAAAAUAUUUUUUUUCAUACAUCAAAAACAGAGAAAAAAUUAGUACCAAUGAUGUAUAAACGAUCAAAAUAUAUUUAUGGAGAAAUUUCAAACUUAAAUGCACGUUUCAUUGAAAUACCAUAUAUAAAUCAAGAUAUUGCAAUGAUAAUACUGCUGCCCAAUGAAAUUAAUGGACUUGAAUUUCUGGAAAAAAAUUUUAAAUGGGAAGAUUUUUCUGAAGCAUCACGUAAUGAAAUAGACAUUGAAUUAUCUCUUCCCCGCUUUAAGUAUGAGAUUACAAUUGAUCUGGAAAAUAUUUUGCGCAAGAUGGGCUUACAUUCCAUAUUUGAAGAUACUGCAGAUUUUGGUAAUCUUACAAAUGAACCUGUAAAAAUAAGUAAAAUAUUACAAAAAGCUUUCAUUGAAGUUAACGAGGAAGGUUCAGAAGCUGCUGCAGCUACAGUCGCUCAGAUAAGAUUAAAAAGAGCAUUGAUAGAUUUUCCAGAAGAAUUUUUAGUCAAUCGUCCAUUUUUAUUUAUUAUUUAUCACAAACCAAGUAAAAUACCAAUAUUCUUUGGUAGUGUAAAAGAUAUUAACAUUCCUGUGGAAAAAGACGAAUUAUAAAAUAAUUAUUUUAUUUACAUCAUAUGUAUGUAGUACCUGUUCAUAAUAUUUCUAAUAAAAUAUAGAGUAUUUA